This is a messenger RNA of Saccostrea echinata, 1475 nucleotides long. Its product is annotated as calcium and integrin-binding protein 1-like. Gene Ontology annotation, molecular function: calcium ion binding. The coding region runs from base 66 to 620 and encodes 184 amino acids. The transcript has 7 exons. Lineage: Eukaryota; Metazoa; Mollusca; Bivalvia; Ostreida; Ostreidae. The record is from RefSeq and is a predicted model, not a curated record.
CAUCGAAACAGGAAGCAAAACAGAACAAAACAGAAAGGCAGUUGUUUUGUAUAAAUUUUAAUAAUAUGGGAGGAUCACAGAGUGUCUUCACGGAACAAGAACUAACUGACUAUCAGGAGCUGACAUACUUUACAAAGAAAGAAAUAUUGCAUGUAUUCAAAAGAUUCCAGGAGCUUGAUCAAGCAAGCGUUAACAGUAACAAAAAUGCCAAGCUUUCCAGGGAAACCAUUCUAAACCUUCCAGAAUUAAUGGUGAACCCAUUUAAUGACAGAAUCACCACAGUCUUCUCAUCGUCGGGGGAUGGAAGUAUGACUUUUGAGGAUUUCCUUGAUAUGAUGUCAGUGUUCAGUGAUAAUGCACCCAAAAAUGUCAAAGUGGAAUAUGCUUUCAGGAUUUAUGAUUUUGAUGAAGAUGAGGUCAUCAGUGGCAAAGACCUAAGGCAGGUAAUAAACAGAUUGACAGGGGAGCAAAAACUGACUGAUGAGGAGAUGGAACAACUCAUCCAAAAUAUUUUGGAAGAGGCUGACUUGGAUGAUGAUGAUUCCCUCUCAUUUGCUGAAUUUGAACAUGUCAUCUCAAAGGCUCCUGAUUUCAUUAAUUCAUUUAGAAUCAGGCUGUGAAAAACAACAAACAAACAAACAAUCCAGCUGCUGACUGUGAUACACCAAAAUCAUCCAUUGUCUGAAAGACUUUAUAAAGUCCUUACACGGUUGUGAACAUUGUUAAAAUUUAAAUCUCUUAAAAUUGUUAUUAUUUUUAUUAUUUAUUAUUCAUCAUGUCAAAUCUUUUAUAGUCUUUCUUUUUAUUGUAGAUUUACUUUCUGCUCCAAACAUUUUAAUUCAUGUUUCAUGUUUUUGUUGGUACCCAAGAUUAAUUCUUCCCUAUCUCAGUGCAAUGCACAUUAUUACUUGUUUCAUUAUUUCAUAUUUUUUUAAAAUGACCAAUACAAAGGGCACAGUGCAUAAAUCAGCAUUAUAUAUUGUAUGUUUAAAGGAUAAUUGUUUUCUGUUGAUUGUUUUUAAACUACUUUUGCAGAUACAUGUAUACUGUUUCUUAUUAUCAGCUCCGUCUAUCUGUGUAUAAUAUUCUUCAGUUUUAUUGCUAUUACUUUAAUACCAGUAUGUAUACAUCUUCAGAUGCAAAAAUUACACAUUUUUUUGUUGAAUAUUGCCACAUAAUUGUGUGUAUUAAAAUCCAUGCAACUUUGAAACUACAGAAUUUGUAUUUAGGUGACUUCUAAGGAUGGAUAAUUAGCUUUUGCAAGGGUAAAAGACAUUUUCUGGAUUUUUAAAUUCCAUUAGCUGUGUUCAUAUUUUAUUUUAUACAUUUACCUUUUUUGUUUUUCAUUUUCUUUACCUUUAGUGGUGCUGGGUUUGUCAGGUUACUCAGAUAAUUGAAGAAAUACAACUUUCGUGAAUGCACAUUCUUUCCCUUUAAUGUUAAUUUUCAAACAAAUAAACUUAUUGCCGCAUUAA